Molecule: messenger RNA, 3786 nt
Organism: Prunus mume (Japanese apricot)
Lineage: Eukaryota; Viridiplantae; Streptophyta; Magnoliopsida; Rosales; Rosaceae
Source: RefSeq, a predicted model, not a curated record
CUCCCUUACGCCACCAAAACCCUCCAUAACCAAAAACCACCAUGGACGAAGAACGCCACCAAGACCUAGACGCAGAAGCAAUAGAGCCAUUCAACGAUGGCGCAGACAUCUGCCAGCAGCUCAUGGACCGUUACGCCAAGUCCUCGGCUUCGCAGCACCGCCACCUCCUCGCCACUGCCGCCGCAAUGCGCUCAAUCCUUGCCGCCGAGUCGCUUCCCCUCACUCCACCGGCUUAUUUCGCCGCCACCAUCUCCGCCAUCGACGACAUGUCGUCUUCCGCGUCCCAGAACCUGGACCCCACCGGCGUAGCGGCGCUGUUGUCUUUUCUAGCCAUGGUGCUCCCGCUGAUGCCUCCACGGAGCGUCUCGUCAGGGAAGGCGGGUGAGGCCGUAUCGAUGUUGAUUGAGCUUCUGGAGAGAGAGGAGGGGCUGGCCAUGUCCAGCGUGAGGGCUUUGAUAAAAUGUUUGGGGGUUUUGGUGAGGUUUUGUGAUUUGGAGAAUUGGGGAUCCAUCAAAUUGGGUUUGGAGACAUUGCUCAAGUUCUCCGUCGAUAGGCGACCCAAGGUCCGUAAAUGUUCCCAAGAUUGUCUUGAGAGUGUUUUUAAGUCGCUCCACUCUCGUGCUGUUAUCAAGGAGGUGAGCAAGCUGGUACUGUCUAAGCUCAAAGGUUACAUGCCUUUAGCAGUUGAAUUAAGUUCACGGACUAAAAAUGGACCUAAAAAUCUAGAGGUCCUUCACAUGCUAAAUGUGGUGAAGCUUACUGUUCCCUUUCUCUCAGCAAAAGUCAGUUCAAAACUUCUUUCAGAAAUGAAUAAGCUUGUUGGUUCACGGUUCUCAGCACUCACAAGGCACGUUCUCCAAAUUAUUGAAGCAUUAUUUAAGACCUCAAGAGUUAAUGUGAUUGUUUCAGAGACAGAGGAGGCUAUAGCUUCUCUUGCUUCAUUUGUGUCUAAGGGAGAUAAGAACCCCUUGGACACUGUCAUGUCUGCAGCAACCUUACUAAAAUCUUCUGUGUUCAUACUUCAUACUGGUGAAUCAACAUUGUGGAUUAAUAAUCUUCCUCUAGUAUGUGGUUCUGUGGCGGGUCUUUUGACUUCUGAGGCUAGCACUGCAGCACAUGCUUCAGGUAUUUUGCAAGAGCUGAUAAGCCAAUUUGUGGAUCAAAGAAGUUUGCUGGUGGCUGAAAGCCAAUGUUCUGAAGAUGGAGGACAUGAGACUAUGAAAGCAAGUGCAUUAAUAUCAAUAUGCACUAUUUUUGAGGAUGCCCUUAGCACUUGUAAAGGAUUGCCAAAUGAGCAUCUUUUGGAUGUUAUAUCUGCUCUGUUCCUCAAGCUCGGAGGAAUCUCCUAUAUCUAUAUGAAAAGUAUUCUUCUCAACCUUGCCAAUUUAAUGACCCUUGCUAGUGGGGACACAUCUAACACUGAUCAUCUUCAGAAAUGUAUUGGAACUGCAGUAAUAGCUAUGGGACCAGAGAGGAUUCUUGAACUUUUGCCCAUCUCUCUUAAUGCUAGCGACUUCACCUGUUUAAACAUUUGGUUGAUACCUAUUUUGAAGAAUUAUGUUGUUGGAGCAUCAUUGGGUUACUAUUUGGAGCAUAUCAUGCCUCUUGCGAAAUCCUUUUGUCGGGCCAGUACUAAAGUUAAAAAGUCAAUAACCAGUCAAGAUCUACAGGCUCAUGCACGUGAUCUGUUGGGAUUGCUACCUGCUUUCUGUAAUCUUCCAACUGAUAUAUGCCAAAAGUUUGGAUCUUUGGCUGAGGUUUUAGUGACAUUUCUGAAGGACUCCUUAAUGCAUGAAAAUAUUGCAGUUGCCUUGCAGGUUCUUGUGAAUCAGAACAAAAGAGUACUUGACCAAAAAGAUGGUGGUGGUGAGACAAAUUCCUAUGAUGUGAACGAAAUGUUGCCAAAGUUUGAACACAUACCCACUUAUUCAAAGAAAACUGCUACCAGAAAUAUUAGGGCUUUGACAUCAUGUUCUGCUGAGUUGCUUCAGGCACUAACAGACUUAUUUCUUGAUUCACCGCCUGGGAAGCGUUCAUAUCUAAAGGAUGCCAUAGGAUGCUUGGCUUCAGUAACUGAUUCGUCCAUUUCCAAGAAGAUUUUCGAAUCAUUGCUCGAGAAGUUCCAGUUCAAAGAUGGUGGGGAUGAAUUUGGAAAGGUGGAGAGUCAUACGGAUGCAUCAUCUGGUGAAGAACAACGCAACCUGAGUACUAGAGAGAAAGAUGCUCAGAGAUGUGUGAUAAUGGAAUUAGCAUCUUCUCUUGUUAAAGGAGCCAAGGAGGAUCUCAUCAAUCUAAUCUAUACGUUUGCUAAAGAUACUUUACAGAAUGAUGACGAGGUAGCGAAUCGUGAAGCAUACCAUGCUUUGAGCAGAAUUCUAGAGGAGCAUACUUGGUUCUGUUCUUCCCAAUUUGCUGAGUUGAUUGAUCUGUUACUUUGUUUGAGAUCUCCUGUUGAUAUCCAUUCUCUAAAGAGUCGUUUCGCUUGUUUCCAGACUUUAAUGAUUCAUACUUUGAAGGUAGACUCAGAGGUGGAAAAUUCAAAGUCGUUUCUUAUUCUCAAUGAAAUCAUAGUAACGUUAAAGGAUGCCAAGGAUGAAGCAGUUAGGGAAGCAGCGUAUGAUAUACUCCACAAAAUGAGUGUUCGCUUGAGAGACACAUCAUGUGUCAGUUCAGAUGGACCUUACCAGAAGCUAAUUAACAUGAUAAUGGGCUAUCUUUCCGGUGGAUCACCUCACAUAAAGAGUGGAGCAGUGUCUGUGCUAUCAGUGCUGAUGUAUAAGGAUACAGAUAUUUGUCUUUCGAUGCCUGAUCUUGUUCCCUCUCUUUUAUCUUUGCUGCAAGGAAAAGCUCUAGAAGUUAUAAAAGCUGUUUUGGGCUUUGUGAAAGUACUAGUAUCUUGCUUACAAGCUAGACGUCUGCAAAAUCUUCUUCCUGAUAUCGUCAAUGCAGUUCUCCCAUGGUCACCUGUCUCGAGACAUCAUUUCAAAUCAAAGGUCACAAUCAUAAUGGAGAUUCUGUUAAGGAAGUGUGGUACUGCAGCAGUUCAGUUAGUUACGCCAGAUAAAUACAAGAAUUUUGUCAAGGGUAUUUUGGAGAGCCGCCAUAACAAGAAAAGUUCCAACGAAAUUGCCACAACCGAUAUAGAUACAAGUCAUGAAGAUUCUUCAACCAAAAGGAUGGAGGAUAGAAAACGCAAGGGAUUUGGUAUGCAACCUGAAAAGAAUGGAUCAAUGGAAAAUAGAACGAGAAAAAGGGCGAAGAAACACAUGCCCAGCGACCCUAGAACGAAUGAGCUUCAUAUGUCUUCUUGGGGUGGACUGAAGCGUGCUGGGAGAGGUAGGCAAUCUGAUGGUGUAAAAUCAGUUAAGGACCAGCCAGAAAGAAGUGGAAAGACAAACAAAGAGAAUUAUAAUAAAGGGCCCAAAAGUGGUCGCAAGAGGAAGAUAGAUGAAACAAAUAUGAGCGAGGAUGCAGCUGGGAGGCAGAGACCUGGCACUAAUAGUAAUAAAUCCAUCAAAUUAUUCAAGCACAAAAAGGUUGGGAGAAAACAGUAGAUCAUUGAUUAGGGUUGUCAUUUUUGUCCGACUAAUGUAUGAUUAACAUGUGUAUGUCUAAAUUAUCCAAUAUGAGUUGGGAUGAUAUUCUUAAUAUGACAUGGUAGCAUAUAUGAAUCCCAUAUGAACAUUGGGUUCGGGUUGAAUACAAAUGUGGGGAUGACAGAGUUGUGUUAGUGUCAAAUUUUGUAUUAUAUAAUGAUAAUGCUUUUAUAUAUUUUCUUCAUUUUCA